UAACCUGAAAAUGCUGAUCCUAUUUUGUGUAGCUUUCUUCACAAUGGGGCGAUGCACAGACGACAAAAGUUUUGUGACAAAGACUGUUUGUGUUGGAGAAGAUGUGACUCUAACAUGUAGCCGCCCGUCUGGAUUGUCAGGAUACUUAUUUUGGAUCAGAGUUGUUGCUGGAAACUUUCCUGAAAUGUUAGGAGCCACUUAUACAUUUGAUAAUGCCUACGUUAAUAAAACUCCUCGCAUUACAGCAAAACAAGAGCCUGGGACAUUUGUUCUACAUAUUACCAAAACAGAGCUGAGUGAUACUGCAUUUUACUACUGUGAACAAGUGGUUGAACUACAAACAACAUUUCUGAAUAAAACAUCUCUGAAAGUGAAAGCACCAGAACCUGAUAUCACUGCUGUCAUUCAAGACUUUCCAUCUGAUCCAGUCCGCCCAGGAGACUCAGUGACUCUUCAGUGUUCAGUCCUCUCGGACUCAGAGAACAAAACAUGUCAGAGUGAACACAGUGUGUUCUGGUUCAGAGCCGGAUCAAGUGACUUUCAUCCCAGUUUAAUAUACGCUCACAAAAACCGUGGUGAUGAAUGUGAGAAGAGUCCUGAGGCUUACUCUCCACAGAAAUGUGUUUACAACUUCUCUAAAAUCGUCAGCUCCUCUGAUGCCGGGACUUAUUACUGUGCUGUGGCCACAUGUGGGGAGAUAUUAUUGGGAAAUGGAACAAAACUGGACAUUGAAGCAGCCAACAUGUCAUCUGGCGAUUGUCAGCGGGCCAAUAUAAUUCUGUCUCUGUUGUGUACUGCUUUGGCUACAAGUUUGACUCUUGCGGCCUUACUGGUAUACACCAUCAAGAAAAAAAAGUUCAAUUGUUGUAAUGCUGCUGCUGUGGUCCUGCAAACAAAUGCAACAUCUACUGGUGAACAACAAAGUCAGCAAACAGAUGAAGACUCAUUGGUUUAUUCUGUGCCAAACUUCACCAGAGGGAAAGCUGGCAGGAGUGUCAGGAGAGAUGCAAUGACAGUCGAGGGAGAGAGCAUCUACACUGAUGUCAGGGUUUUGGGGUAGGAACAGCCACAUAUACACCGUAGGUCCUAAUGCUUGAAUGGUACAGCCUGUGGCAGAUAUUUAGCAGCAUAAAAUGUCCUGUUAUAUGGCAAAUAUUUUCUCUGUAGUGACAUAAA
This is a messenger RNA of Perca fluviatilis (European perch), 1176 nucleotides long. RefSeq lists its product as uncharacterized. The record is from RefSeq and is a predicted model, not a curated record. Gene Ontology annotation, biological process: response to bacterium. The transcript is spliced from 6 exons. The coding region runs from base 11 to 1060 and encodes 349 amino acids. NCBI's taxonomy places the organism in Eukaryota, Metazoa, Chordata, Actinopteri, Perciformes, Percidae.